CACGAUAGUACCUCGUCUACGAUAUCCGCCAGCUAGAGAAAUCGGUGAAAUCCGUCCGAAGACUUUAUUACCACAAAGGGUUAACUUGAUCAUCGACGGUUGAAAGCUAUCGAGAAAACUUCGCCGCGUGUCUAAGAUUGAGUUUGUCAAGUUCGAAAGCACGUCAGCUCAGGCUAGAAGCUGUAGGUAAACGGUGAAAGAUUGCAGCUUCGAAGUUCCCGAGAUCGAGCAUGUCUACAGGUUUGAAAGCAAUUGCUAGUUUCGUACUCUUGUCGCCGGAGGAUAAAUUCAAAGAUACCCGCUUUGGAUUUGGGCAUAGGAAUGCUGAGUAGUCUGCGAAGAAGUGACAAAUGAGCUUGCGUGCUUGCCUGCAGCUGAGCUCUCUGCACAUUCUGGACAAUUCGUCCUCAUGAUUGCCGAAUUCUCACGUAUCCUCGACUUACUUGCUGAGGGAAAUUGAGAGCCCCAUGCUGGAGCACCUGCAGUGUUCGCCAACGUAUUUGAACACGAAGCUUCUCCGUUCAGAGCUGCGCCAUGGCCAAUUCUGUUCAUUUGUCUUCAUUAUACGGGAGUUCAAUAUUCCAUGCCGUUGAGACUUCCUCCUCAGCUUCUCACAAGGAACGACUCGUCUCCGUAACCAAACGAGGCAGCUGCAAUGUUGUAGCGGCUGCUGUGAAUGUUCCCGCUGAUUGGAGGCAGAAAGCUAAGCCCAUCAAGCCAGGCUCCACUUAUCCUGCAAAGGAUCACUGCAGUCAUUGUGGACUGUGCGAUACCUACUACGUCGCCCAUGUCAAAGACGCUUGCGCUUUUCUGGGAAAUGGCAUGUCCAAGGUGGAGAAUCUUGAACCUCGAGUUCACGGGAGGGGCAGAGAUCCAGACUCUCUUGAUGACUUGCACUUCGGUGUUACCCAAGAAAUGCUUUACGCAAGGAAGAUUGUACCUGUCGCCGGGGCUCAAUGGACGGGCAUAGUGACGACCAUUGCCAUGGAAAUGCUUCGCACGAAUAAAGUGGAUGCUGUGAUUUGUGUUCAGAGUGACCCCAAUGAUCGAUUCAGCCCAAUGCCUGUCCUCGCGAGAACCCCAGAGGAAGUAUUGGCAGCUAGAGGAGUGAAGCCAACUUUGUCACCAAAUUUGAACACCUUGGCUUUGGUCGAGGCGGCAGGGGUUAAACGCCUUCUUUUCUGCGGUGUCGGUUGUCAGGUCCAAGCACUCAGAUCAGUCGAGGAACAUUUGGGCCUAGAGAAGCUUUAUGUUCUUGGAACCAAUUGUGUGGACAAUGGACCUAGGGAGGGACUCGAUAAGUUUCUAAAAGCAGCAAGUGAUGAUCCCGACACCGUGCUGCAUUAUGAGUUCAUGCAGGAUUACAAGGUUCAUCUCAAGCAUCUGGAUGGACGUAAUGAAGAAGUACCAUAUUUCUGUUUACCGGCAGAUGAGUUAACAGAUGUCAUUGCCCCUUCUUGCUACAGUUGCUUCGACUAUUCAAAUGGACUAGCUGAUCUCGUAGUGGGCUACAUGGGGGUGCCGAAGUAUCCAGGUGUUUCCAUGUCGAAUCAUCCACAAUAUGUUGUUGUCAGGAAUGAUAAUGGCAAGGAAAUGCUCGACACCGUUCGUGAUCUUCUUCAUAUAACGCCAACAAUAAGCACGGGUGAUCGAAAACCGUUUGUUAUGGAGACAGUCAAAGCAGAUACGAAAGCCAAGAUAGGAAAAGAGAAAACCAAACCAGCUCCAAAAUUUGUAGGCAACAUCAUUGCGUUUCUUCUCAAUCUCGUGGGGCCCAAAGGGCUUGAAUUUGGUCGUUAUUCUUUGGACUAUCACACAAUAAGAAACUAUCUCUACGUUAACCAGAAGUGGGGUAAAAAGAGGGCUGAUGAACAUACUCCUAGUUACGCGAAGAAGAUCGUUGCGAUGUAUAAUCAAAAGGGUGACGUCGAUAAACUCAUUGAAGAAUUACGUGACUGAAUUGCCACCGUGCUGUACAUACACUUGAAUCGAGUCCGUGAUGUGAAGAAAUUGCUAAGUGUUAAGAUAGAGGCUGUCGAUAGGGGCUUGAUAUGUAAAAUGGUAACAUUUCUGCUGUAUCAUACAAAUUCAUUUUUCUUGUGACAUAAAUUUCGGAUGAGGUGCACAAGCGAAAUACAUCAUUAAUUUAUUGCUCAAGUGUCUCAAGUCAGUGCCUGUACCGU
This is a messenger RNA of Marchantia polymorpha subsp. ruderalis, 2183 nucleotides long. Lineage: Eukaryota; Viridiplantae; Streptophyta; Marchantiopsida; Marchantiales; Marchantiaceae. The record is from the annotation of a GenBank genome assembly.